UCAAGCCGCGCGCGCCGGUGUGGCCUCAAUGAAGAGAGGAUGAAGCUCAUCCUCGCAUGGCUGUUGACAGCAGCCGCUGUUCAGGAUUUGGGCGGCUUUGAGGAGGACCCGCAAGGUGUCUUCCACCCCCGGAACGCGGACGACGGAGGUGAUGCGGAGGUGCUCAAGGCGGACGUCGCCGACGUGAAGGCGGAGCCGGCGCCUGUCGUGGAGGGCGAUGUGCAGGAAGUUGCCGGGGGCGGUCAGGUGGCCGCCGCCCCGGUGAAGGAGGUGCUCCGGGUCCUGAGGGCCCUCUCCAAGCGAGUGGACCUGCGAGACAGGAGAGAGAAGAAGAUCUACGAGGAGUUUGGACAGUACUGUUUGAAAGGCUCCGGGUCCCUGGAGAAGAGUCUCAAGGAGUCCCAAGCCGAGCUGCCGCAUCUGCAGCUGGGCCUCGUGGAGGCGGAGAGGAGGCGCCAGGCGCUGCUCGAGGAGAUGCAGGUGCACGAGAACGAGGCGGCGGGUUGCAAGUCCGCGCUGGCGGGCGCCUCCGCCAUCCGCCAAGAGGAGCUUAAGGCCUACGAGAAGGAGCUGGCCACUUUGACCGGCAACCAGCGGAGGCUCCAAGAGCUUUUGGCGCAGGACGGCACAGCCCUGGCACAGCUCUCAAGAGGCGCCCAGAACUCCAGCGAGUCCUUGAGGCUAAGCCUGUCUUCAAGCAGCACGGCUGAGCUGCUGGAGCUGCUGCAAGACCCCGGCGCCACGCAGGGCCAGAAGAUCCAAGUCAUGGAGAUGCUGCGGAACAUGCUGGAGGGCGUGGGCCGGGACUUGGCGGAGCUGAAGGCCCAGGAGCUGAAGCGCGCCACGGGCUUCCGCGCCAUGGAGCGCGCGAAGGCGGAGGAGCUGCAGUCUCUGCAGAGGAGCCUCCAGCAGAAGAAGGAGAGAGACGCCGCUUUCCAGAAGCAGAUGGCCUCUUUGCGGCUGGAACGCGAGGACACAGCAGCUGUAGUGGACGAUGCGGACAAGCUGACCAAAAGCUUGAGCAACUGGUGCGAGAUCCGCAGAGGUCAGCACACAGAGAUGCAGCUGAAGAUGCAGGAGGAGAGCAAGACGCUGCAGAGCGCAUCAAAGCUGCUGUUGGGCGGAGGCCUUGAGGGCUUUCAGCCCGUGGUGACCUUCUUGCAGCUCGCGCAGAGGCACCAGCACAGCAUGGCCGCGGAGGUGAAGUCCAACUCUUCCGCGCUGCGCCGGUCCUUGCGCGGCAAGGGAGGCCCCGCGCUGGCCAAGAUCACCAAGCUGGUGGACUCCAUGGUCACGGUGCUGGAGAAAGACCAGGAGGACGACGACCUCAAGAUCCAGAUGUGCAAGGACGAGUUGGCCAGCUCACAAGACGCUCAAACCGCCCUCAGCGAGAAGGAGCAAGGCAAGGCCGCGGACAUCGCGUCGCUCAGCGAGCAGCUGGAGAACUUGGAGCGGGACGUGGCGGCGGAGAAGAAGGCCAUCUCGCGGGUGGAUUGGGUGGUCGCCACGGCCAGCACCUUGCGGGAGAAGGAGCACAAGCAUCUGGCCACCUCCAUCGCCCAAGGUGCUGCUGCAGUGGAUGUGCUGCACAAAGCCACGAACUCGCUGGAGAAGUAUCUCCAGGAGGGCGGCGUCUUGCUGCAGACCGACAGAUCGGAUGAUGAGGAGUUCGGCUUCCUCACCGAGAGCGCCAAGGGCAGUGACGCCUCCGUGGCCCUGCGGGCACUGGAGGCAGUGAAGGCAGCGGUGAGGUCGGAGGUGGAUCAAGUGAAGCUUCGUGAGACAGCUGACCAAGCAGCCUACGUCGCCCUGCUGGGGGUGGCACGGAGCUCGAGAAGAAAGGAUGCAUACACCCUCACAGACUUUGUGGGAGGGCAAGCCGCCCUGGCCGCAGAGGCGCAGAGGAUUCUCAACCGCCAGAAGGCGCUCAAGGAGCAGAUGGGCCUCACCGAUCAGCUGGUGAGCACCCUGAAGGAGGAGUGCGACAAGCUGAUGGCCAACUACGAGGCCCAGAAGCUGGCGAGGCGCCAGGAGAUCGAAGCCCUGCACGCCAAGAAGAAGGCCUUAGAAGCUUCCCUUGCCGGGGUGGACCUGCAGUGAUCUGCCCAUCCCUGACGCCAGUUACGCCUGCCGCGGGUGCAAAAGCCAAAGGGGCGGCGCUCGAGCCGCGAAACCGGGGCUUGGAGCGGAGCGGUUGAGAGAGGGCUCGAGCCGAAGCUCGCCUCUCAAGAUAGGAGAACCCCCAAAUGGGUGGUGUCCUUUUCGUUCCCCU
Molecule: messenger RNA, 2272 nt
Organism: Effrenium voratum
Lineage: Eukaryota; Dinophyceae; Suessiales; Symbiodiniaceae
Source: the annotation of a GenBank genome assembly